Messenger RNA from Austrofundulus limnaeus, 3265 nucleotides. RefSeq names its product tribbles pseudokinase 1 (gene trib1). Gene Ontology annotation, molecular function: protein kinase activity; ATP binding; mitogen-activated protein kinase kinase binding. Gene Ontology annotation, biological process: positive regulation of proteasomal ubiquitin-dependent protein catabolic process; protein phosphorylation; regulation of MAP kinase activity. The record is from RefSeq and is a predicted model, not a curated record. The transcript has 3 exons. Gene Ontology annotation, cellular component: nucleus. NCBI's taxonomy places the organism in Eukaryota, Metazoa, Chordata, Actinopteri, Cyprinodontiformes, Rivulidae. Bases 427 to 1554 code for a protein of 375 amino acids.
AAGAAGAAGAAGAAAAAAACGUAUCAUUUCUCUGCUGAAGUUCUUUCUGUGAAAGGUGUCAUCAGACGAGCCGAGCUGGAGUCGCCGUUAGAGGAUUGCUCAACGUUUGUGUCACCAGGAGGCUGGACUGGUCGGGCGGAGUGUUUGAGCUGAACAUCACUGGAGCGCACUCACUCUCCACCUCUGUGAGUGUGAGACGCGCUCUUUCUCUCUCUCUCUCUCUCUCCUCUUUUCCUUCUAUCUCCUGUCUUUCUUUCUUCUUUUUUUUCUCAGUCUCACUCGGAUUUAUUUCCACCCAGGAAAAAGCUUGGAUUAUUAUCAGCUCUAAUUAUGAGACGGAGUCGCUCUAAUUAAACACCAAAAGACGCAAACUACAAGGACUGUUUUUUACUUUUCUUUUUUUUUUUAUCGUAUUUAUUUGUUUUAAUGGUGAGUCGGCCCUUCAGGAUGAACUUGCAGAGAAGCAGCCCGGCGCCCUGCAUCCGCCGGAGAGUCGCCCACAAGCGGCUGGACUCGGACGACCAGCCGCCGGCCAAAUGCGCCAGGCUGAGCGUCGAGGCGGCGGCGGCGGUGGACGCGCAGGGGGGGCUCCUCCUGGCCACGUCCCCCGGCUCCCCGCUCAGCCCCGCCGCGGCGAACCCCGCCGUCCUCCCGCACCUCCACCACCCGCAGCACCAGCAGGGACCGUCCAGGAUCGGCGCGUUCCUCCUGCUUCCCCUCGCGGACCGGGAGAGCAGCGUGCACAGCGCCAUGGACACGGACACAGGCGAGGAGCUGCUGUGUAAGGUUUUUGACAUGGCCGUGUACCAGGAGAAAAUCCGAGCCUACGGAGCCCUGCCUCCUCACGAGAACGUUGCCGGCAUCCGCGACAUCAUCCUCGGCGAGCGCAAGGCCUACGUCUUCCUGGACAAAGACUUCGGGGACAUGCACACCCUGGUGAAGAGCUGUCGCAGGGUGGACGAGGAGCACGCCUGCAGGCUCUUCCGGCAGGUGGCUCAGGCUGUGGCGCACUGCCACCAGGCGGGCAUCGUGCUGGGGGACCUCAAACUGCGCAAGUUUGUCUUCGCAGAUGAGAAAAGGACUCAGGUGAGACUAGAAAGCCUCAAGGACUGUCGCGUCCUGGAAGACCCCAACAAUGACUCAAUGUCAGACACCCAUGGCUGCCCCGCCUACGUCAGCCCCGAAAUCCUCAGCGGCUCCACGCCUUACUCCGGCAAGAUGGCGGACAUGUGGAGCCUGGGGGUCAUGCUGUAUACCAUGCUAGUCGGCCGCUACCCCUUCCACGACCCGGACCCUGCAACGUUGUUUUCAAAAAUCCGUCGAGGCCAGUGCUGUUUGCCAGAAGGCUUGUCGCCCAAGGCCAAGUGUCUGCUCCAGAGCCUGCUGAGGAAAGAACCAUCAGAGAGACUCACGGCGGCCGAGCUGCUCGCUCACCCGUGGUUCCAUCAGCCGCCUUCGUCCCAGGAAGCCACGCUCGGCGAGCAGGAAGUGAGCUCGACUGAACAGAUGGUGCCGUCGUUUGACGUGAAAGAGGACGAGGAUCUGUUCUGUUGACAGACUCGGAUCAGGAAGGACCCAAACAAAACUCGUCUCGAGGGACUUUGUUGUCGUUUUUGUACAUUGGCACUUUUUUUGUUUUUUUUAGAAAACUCAUUUGUGUGCUGUUUUGUGUGUACAUACACUCUCAAGAUUUCUACAGAAAAUUCUUCCUGUACUGUAUUCUGAUGUCAUAUACGUAUGUUACCUGCUAAGGGCAUUGCUCACAAUGAUCACUCAUUGUGCUUCUCUGUGUGUGUUUUAGAAAAUAUUUGGUGCUAAAAGAAAUCACAGUGACUCAUAAUUUCACAAAUUACAUUGAAAGAAUGAUCUCCCCAGGCUCCAAACCUGGAGGACACUUAUUAGUGCUCACCCCWUUGACCCAAACUCAUGAAGGCAUUAGCUUGAACCUUGAAAGAGAGGCAGUUGGAGCGACACCAGGAUGUUGUUCCUCUCACUCUCCGAACGGGCUGCAGGCUUCAGCAGGCUGACUCAGCCGUCGACUCGAGAACGGGCCGGGCUCCAGCCUGAUGUCUCGGAGCAGACAGUGACACUGAGCKGGGAAAGAUGGUUAGCAGAGGACUCGUGUGUCACAGCUCAGCGUGACACUACGGAGGUGUCUCACUGCCAAUCUGGCAAACRGACAUCAUUUACAAAUCUCACACCAAGCGCAGAAGGUUGGGGAAAAAAAGGCAGAAUGUUGAAGGAAAAAAAAGUGAAAAGCUUGUCACACUCAAUACAUAGUGACACUAGGAUGAAACAAGUUCUUGGCAACAGCCUUUGCGUUGUUUCUAAAAGUUGCUCAUAGCUGAAAAAUUCUCGUAAAAGUUGUACCCAGUCUGUCGUUGGACACAUGCAAUUAGCCACAGCUAAAGCUAAUGCUAACGUUUAAAAGACUCAGUCACAUGCCUCAGAAGAACUGAUCACUGGAUAAUAUUUACGCCUGAAGGAAGCAAAUAAAAAGACACGGUACUUUCUWCUGAUUGCAUAUAAUCUUUUUGAGUAAUGUGUCACGUAUUCAGUUAAGGACAGAAAGCAACAGGUGAACCUGUUUUCUUCAUGUCUGUCAAGGCGUUACAUUCAAAUAAAGCCGAGCUGUCCGGAUCGCCGUGUUGCACAAACCGAAUGAGUCGGUCGCAGUCAGGCGAGUUCAUAUCAUUUUUUUUCCUUUUUUUUCUGUUUAUGACUCAGUACUUAAGCGUGUCUGCAGAGAUUUGUUCUAACCUUGGCUGAGAGAAUCAUCAUMGACUAUUUCCUCCUUUUAUUCUUUCCCCCCUCUUUUAAAAAAAUCUUUAGAUCAAUAAAAACAGAUGUUUCUGACCAUGGUACUAAAUUUGGUGUGUCUGACAAGUGCUGUGCAUUUUUAAUUCUGGGUCACACAGGAGCUUUUUUAUUAUUAUUAUUAUUAUCUGUUAUUAAAUUGUCUCAUCUACAAGAGAUGAGGAAAGGCUUGUGAUAACUCGCGUUCAGAAAAAGUAACUUAAGAGAUUUUUGUUCCUGCUUCACAUAGUGAGUCACUUUCAUGUGAAGUGGAGAGUAAACUGACACGGGUUCGCAAUCUUUAUAUUGCACUGUGAAUCAUGCAUUUUGUGACGCGACCUGGAGGCUUUUAUCAGCCCCCGAAAGGUUACACUUAGGAGUUACGUUCACUGUAAAUAACAUGUAUAUAUGUAUAUUUGAAAUAUAUGUGGAAAUGUCGAAUAAAGAUCACAGGUUUUUUUCAUAUUCA